AUGCCUCCUAGAAAUUUAACGACAAUUAGUCCGCAUAUUGGCAAUUCUGAUCCAAGUUCUGUCUCAAGCGAUGACAAUUCCAACUUCAAUGAGGAAAACCCCUUUAAUCAUGAAAUCUCAACGUCAGAUUUCCAUGAUCCAUAUACUAAUCAUAGCUAUGAUGACUCGUCUCUAUCAAACAACAACUCCCAAUCCAAUCUUAAUCCUAAUGUCCCCGUCUUGAAUCCAAAGGAAUCUCUCUCAAGCUCCCCUGAAAUCAAGCAACAUGCUCUCGGAUACAACUCUUCCUUUAGAGACUCUACCUCGUCAUCGCUAUUGAACCCAUUUGCAUCAACUAACCGGUUGAGCACAUUAGCAAACGAAAAUAAAGCCAAUGAAUAUGAUAGAUAUCCAAAGAACCUGUCCAAUUCAAGAAUUAAUUCAAUGCAUUCACUCAACACUAAACAACAACAACAACUUCACCAAUACGCUCGUUCACCUAAUACAGACUCAGAUAUAGAUUCCAAUGAAAGCGGAAGCUCAAAUCCAUUUAUGAUUGAUACGGACUUCUCACCCUUUGGAGGCUAUCCUGCCUCAUCCUUCCCUUUGUUGAUUGACGAGAAGGAAGAUGAUGACUACCUGCAUAAUCCAGAUCCAAUUGAAGAUGCAGAAUAUGAGAAACAUAGAAUGUGGUAUGAUUUCAAGGCAAUGGAUACAAAAUCAGGGUUUGCUUUAGGAGGCGUGCUGUUUUUCGUUUUUGGUGGAUUGGCCCUUUUCGUUAUUUUACCGGCGUUAACCUAUACAGAUGCAGCCCAUCAUCAUGAUAAAAUCAGUUCGGGUAAAAUGUUGGCGUCUCUUGUAGGUUCUAAUGCAGAAUCAAAAAAUGGUGGUAUUGUUCUACUAACACAAUAUGUGUAUCCUACUUUGUCGGCAAUUAGAACCUCUCUAGUCGACCCAGAUACACCAAAGGAUGCAUAUACUAGAAAAAGUCGUACCGGUGAUGAAUGGCAGUUGGUUUUCUCUGAUGAAUUUGCUGCUGAAGGUCGUACCUUCUAUGAUGGUGAUGAUCAAUUCUGGUAUGCUCCGGAUUUCCAUUAUGAUGCAACCAAAGAUUUGGAAUGGUAUGAUCCAGAUGCUGUCACCACUGCUAAUGGUUCUCUUGUUUUAAGAAUGGAUGCAUUUAGAAACCAUAAUUUGAAUUAUAGAUCAGGAAUGUUGCAUUCUUGGAAUAGGCUGUGUUUCACUCAAGGUGUUAUGGAGGUCUCUGCUAAAUUACCAAAUUACGGUAAUAUCACAGGUCUAUGGCCAGGUAUGUGGUCAAUGGGUAACUUAGGUCGUCCCGGAUAUAUGGCUACCACCGACGGUGUUUGGCCUUACUCUUAUGAAUCAUGUGACGCGGGUAUUACUCCUAACCAGUCAUCUCCUGAUGGUAUUAACUAUUUGCCAGGUCAACGGUUGAACGUUUGUACUUGUAAAGGUGAAGACCAUCCAAACCCAGGUGUUGGUAGAGGUGCUCCUGAAAUUGAUAUUCUUGAAGGUGAAGUCGACACUAAUAUUAGAGUCGGUGUUGCAUCUCAAUCCAUGCAAAUUGCUCCUAUGGAUAUUUGGUAUAUGCCGGAUUACAACUGGGUUGAGGUUUACAAUGCUUCCAUUACUAGUAUGAACACCUAUGCUGGUGGUCCAUUCCAACAGGCAGUCUCUGCUGUUUCCACCUUAAAUACUGAUUGGUAUGCCCUGGGUGAGGGAGAGAGGUAUUUCCAAAAGUAUUCCUUUGAAUUCCUGAAUGAUGAUGAUACAGGAUAUUGUACUUGGUAUGUUGGUGACAAUCCAACUUUCACUGUACAUGCAAAUGCUUUGGCACCAAAUGGUAAUAUUGGAUGGCGUAGAAUCUCAAAGGAACCAAUGUCAAUGAUUCUGAAUUUUGGUAUCUCACAGAACUGGGCGUACAUUGAUUUCCCAUCAAUUGUUUUCCCAUCUUACUUUGAAAUUGAUUCGGUGAGAAUUUACCAACCAAAGGAUCAAAUCAGCGUUACCUGUGACCCACAUGACUAUCCAACUUAUGACUAUAUUGAAAAACAUCCAUUGGCUUACAAAAACUGGAACAAAACCAGUUGGACCGCUGCUGGUUAUUCCGUACCUAAGAAUUCUUUGGUUGGCUGCUGA
Molecule: messenger RNA, 2142 nt
Organism: Pichia kudriavzevii
Lineage: Eukaryota; Fungi; Ascomycota; Pichiomycetes; Pichiales; Pichiaceae
Exons: 1
Coding region: 1-2142 (713 amino acids)
Biological process (GO): (1->6)-beta-D-glucan biosynthetic process; fungal-type cell wall organization
Cellular component (GO): plasma membrane; endoplasmic reticulum membrane
Molecular function (GO): glucosidase activity
Source: RefSeq, a predicted model, not a curated record